This is a messenger RNA of Naegleria lovaniensis, 2676 nucleotides long. RefSeq lists its product as uncharacterized. The transcript is spliced from 2 exons. The record is from RefSeq and is a predicted model, not a curated record. NCBI's taxonomy places the organism in Eukaryota, Heterolobosea, Eutetramitea, Acrasida, Naegleriidae. The coding region runs from base 1 to 2676 and encodes 891 amino acids.
AUGAUGCAAGCCACACGUAAGAAUUUUGAAUCCGAAGAGUUAUUGGAUGAUGAGCUUUCAUCAUCUUCCCACACAACCUCUUCCGAAAUUCAUUUCAAUGAACCAAAUUUGGAUUCAUCCUCGAAUAGGAUAAUUACAUCAUCAUUAUUGGUGAAUCAUCAUCACAGUGAUGAUACUAACAAUUUCAAUAAUAACAUUGCAAAUUCAAAGCAUGGAGAGAUCAAUCAAAUCAUCAAUGCUAAUAUUAAUUUAAAUCAUUCCGUUUCAUUCCGAAUGGAUCUACCAUCCCACCAUAACAGUAGUUCAAACCAAGAAGGAAUUCAAUUUGAUGAAACGUCCAACACCAACAACACAUUGAAACAACAAGCGUUGAAACAACAGGAAGCUUACGGAAAAGUAACUUCUGGUUCUUCGGAUGAACCUACCAACAAUAAGAAGAAUCAACCAUCAUCAUCACUUCAACAACAACAACCUAUUUAUUGGAUUCCCAUGCAUAAACCCUCGUUAUUGGAAGAACCCAAUCAACAACUCCAAAAUAUUAUUAGUCCCUCUCUGGAAGAUGAUUCCUUCUUGAUGAUAGACGUCAAUGAGAGAGGAGAUUUAUAUACGAGUCAGACCUUUCUCGAUUCGAAUGGAGUGAGGCACGAUGAAGAAAUUCGUAAACAUCGGUUAUAUCCGAGUAUGAUUCCGAGUGGAGAGGGAUUUGCUGGAUCUCUCCCAAAGUACUCGGUCUGUUUGGAUUUGGAUCAAGUGGCUAAAGAGAUGGGAAGUGAUAUUCAGGUGGAUGUGAGCUCGUUUGUGAAUGCUCCAAAUUCGACAGCGACCACUCCAAAUGUCAUGGAUUCAAGUAAUAAUAUCAAGGAUCAGAAUCAUGAGGUCAAUGCAAUGACCAUGUAUCCCUUGUUAAUUUCAGCAGUAGAUUCCGAUUCCUUGUUUGGAAACGCCAUUGGUAGUCAAUUAGUGAAACGGAGUGGAGGCGAUGCUAGCAGCAGCGGUAGUAAUUUAGGACAAGCUCUGGCAGCAUCAGCGUCCACAACAACAACAACCAUUAUGGCCACUUCAGUUGAUUUAAUUCCAUUAUUACAGCCACAAAUUGAAUUAGGAUAUUUAAAUAAUUUAUUAUUGAAUGAAUCGGCGGUAUUGGACAGGAUGGGAAAAAGACAAAUUGAAUUUCAUCAUGAUUUUUAUGUUUUGUGUUAUGAAUAUUAUAAUUCGUUUUGCAAGGUGAAGAAACUGAAAGACUCACUCGCUCAAUUAGUAUCGGAACAGAAAGGAUUACAGAAGUCUCUAUUUACAUUCUCUACUAAAACUUUUCAGUCACCAACCUGUCAAUGUGGUGAUGGCUAUCAAUUGGUGGGAUCUGUGACGGCUCUCAAUGCUACGCCCAACAAACAUGUAAUUGAAGCGUUACACAAAAAUUUUGCACAAAUCCGAAGAUUGUACCAUGACAAUGUUGUGGAGGCAAAUUUAUUGAACAAGUAUGCGAACAUUCGAAUUAGUCAUUAUUUAGAUGAACUUAUUUCCAGCUCUAAUUUAUUUAAUGUGCAAACACCCAUUGUGCUGACAUUGCAACACAAUACGCGAUCAGAACAUGACAACGAAGUUGUUGAAAGAUUGAAAACCUGCAUUCAGAUCUUGUUCUUUUUUGAGCAGGUUACACACGGUAUGGCAUCCAUUGUGACGCCUUUAGGAUGCACAGAAUUGGAGUUCUCACUCGACGAGACGAUGAAAGAACUCAAGUCGUUUAGGAACGAUAUACGGAAUUGGAUUUCAUGGUGUGUCACACAACUCAUCAAAAUUGCCACCAUUGAAGACAAUCGAUUUAUUAUUUUUGAGAUUGUGAAAUGUGACAUGUGGGUUCUUGGGCUGCAUUUAUGCUCCAAUUUCCAAUUCAUUGAUUCCGACAGCAGCGUUGAUCAAUUUCUUGCCUUUUUCUCACUCUUCCUAACCCCUACGUAUAUCAAAGAAAAUGAACUCAUUCUUACUGAGGAUGAUUAUUUAAGCCUGUGGCAACAGCUACGAUUAUUUGAAAGUAUGGAUUAUAUAUUAUCAGGAUGCACACAACAAUUUUUCAAGGAAAAACAAUCUUCCUAUUUCACAUCCCUCUCGCGAGCAUUCUCCUUCAUUGAUACUGUUCUCUAUAUUCUAUACCAGGCCUUAAUUAAUUUUAGCAAGUCACCUUCUCAUUCCUCCUUUACUCGAAUGCUCUCACAAAACAUGGCGCGGCUUGUCCAGAUGGCUUCUAAUUCUAUAAGUCAAUUAGAAGGAGUGAGCACUGAAGACAUUGAGUAUUUAUUUAACAGUUUUUAUGUGAAGUGUUUUAAGGGACUUCUUUCUUCAACUUCAAACUUGUGGUCCUUCCUUUCCGAAUUACCAUAUGAAAUAAUUUCUGAAGCCUGUGCAUGUUCCAUAUUUUGGAUCAUGUUUAGAGACGAGAAAACUGUAGAUAUGAACAUUUCGUAUGACGUUUUGCGCGAUCUUGAUUUGUGGACGCACAAGUUGAAUGAAAACAAAACAUUGAGAAACAACUUUAUCACAAUGUUCCAACAGAAAGAAUGUGGAUACUUGUUCCCAGUGUUGUCUCGUUUGGGUUGUUCUCAUUCAUUUGGUCUUGCUUCAAUAAUUGUUCAUGAGUUAUUCCUGAUAGGAUGUAAGUUAUCCAUUGUUGUAUCAUAA